CGACGUGUCGGCCUGAUACGAAGCGUGUGAAACGACGUCGCAAGAAAACUGUCGCUCCGGGUCCUUUUGGGAACUGCCGCUGCCCCGGUUGCUACCCAGAACUCCGGUACGUCGCUAGGGUUCGCAGAAGCAUUAAUUUUAUGCCUCGAAUUGCUGUUCCGAUUCUCGCAGUCGUAAAUGGAAAGCGCUGACCCCGAUGAGCCUGAUAAGAAGAGGCCUCAUUUGAGCUCACUUACCCCCGUUAUGGCUCGCAACUCCACCACUUCACAACCACAUAACAACAACAGCGUUGAUGCAACCGUCCUUCAUUUCCAGAAUCAAAAACUUGUCCAGGAGACUGACUCUCAAAAGCACGGGUUGCAAGAUCUUGAAACCAAAAUUUAUCAAUUGAAGGAAAAGCAGAGUUCUUAUGAUGACUCAUUGAUUGUCAUCAACCAACUCUGGAAUCAGUUGAUUGAUGAUUUAGUUUUUCUUGGACUACAAGCUGGAGGAGGCAGAGAGGUCUUACAAAAUUUAGGACAAGCUGGCCAUUCUCAAGGUUCAAUUCCUUCAUGUCCUGCGGAGGAUAUGUUUCUUUGUAGAUUGCUACUGAGGGAUUCUAUUGAAGUCAGACGCGAUGGACAAAUUGUCAACUAUGUAAAAGAAGCUCUCACUUCGCGUCAUGCAUCCACCAUGGAGUUGUUUAAAUUCUUGGAGGAUAUUCUCGAUACUGAAAGGGAAAAAACUGCAAACAUAGUUUCUGCUUGGAAUGUGGAACAAUCAUCAGAAGAUGCUAUCAUUCAAUUGUCAAAGAUGGAUGAGAUGAUGAAAGAGGAGGCUUCCAAUCUACGAGAGAUGAUUGAAUUUCUCCACUUGAAGCAUAAAGAAUAUGCUGAUGAGAUUCAAACUUAUGUUCACAGUCAUUUGAUGGAUCAAACAGAGAUUAAACGCCUUUCAGAGGAGCUAGAUGAGAGUAUGGCUGAACUUGAAGAAUGUAGAAGAAAACUUGUUAGUCUUAUGAUGCAAAAAGAUGUUACCAUUGCAAUGCAUGCUCCCAACUUGGGCGUGGUGAAUGGAAAUUUAUCACCUGAAAAACCUGCAGAGAGAACUAUAGGAUUUCGGGAAUUAAAGGAUUCCAUUGAGGAAACUAAGAUACUGGCUGCUGAUCGUUUGUCUGAGCUUCAAGAUGCCUGGGAAGAUAAUGUAACCUUGUCAAAUCAACUGCAAGAUCUUGAGAAUGAUUUGAAGGAUGAAAAGUAUGUACAUUCAUCGCGUUUAUACAUUUUACUGAGUGACCAACUCCAACAUUUGACUGCUGAAGUGGAGCGUUAUAAAUCACUGACCGAAACUUUGCAGACUGACAGGUCUCAUGUCAUGAGAAGGGAGAAAGACUUGAAUGCCAAAUUGGAGUCUGUAGAUGUUGCAAGGAGCUCCGUUGACAAUAACUAUUCUCGGAUUGAGGAGCUAGAGCAUCAGCUACAAAAAAUAUUGGUGGAAAAAAAUGACUUAGAAAUUGAAAUGGAAGAGGCAGUUCAAGAUUCUGCAAGAGAGGAUAUCAAAGGAGAAUUUCAUGUAAUGGCUUCAGCUUUGUCUAAAGAAAUGGGGAUGAUGGAAUCUCAGCUAAAACGUUGGAAAGAGACAGCUCAUGAAGCAGUGUCUAUACGUGAGAAAGUCCAGGCACUUGAGACUUUGUUAACUGUGAAGACAAAAGAGAAAAAGAGUUUGACAGACAUAUGUGCUCAACAAACGAUGGAGAUAAAAUCCCUCAAGUCGUUGGUUGAGAAGUUGCUAGAGGACAAACUUGAGCUGGAAUUAUUUCUAGACAUGUACGGGCAGGAAACUUAUGAUGAAAGAGAUUUGGUGGAGAUCAAAGAAUCAGAACGCCGAGCUUGCUCUCAGGCUGACGUUUUAAGAAGUGCUUUGGAUGAGCAUAGCCUUGAAUUGAGAGUGAAAGCUGCGAAUGAAACUGAAGCUGCUUGUCAACAACGGCUUUCUGCUGCUGAAAUUGAAAUAGCAGAGUUAAGAUCCAACCUUGAUUCCGUAGAGAGGGAUAUCUUAGAGCUUACUGAGGCCAUAAAAAUUAAAGAUGGGGAGGCAGAGGCUUAUAUAUCAGAAAUAGAGACUAUUGGUCAAGCGUACGAAGAUAUGCAGACACAGAAUCAGCAUUUAUUACAGCAGGUGACGGAGAGGGAUGAUCUUAAUAUUAAGUUAGUUUCAGAAAGUGUAAAGUCAAAGCAAGUUCAGAGCCUUUUACAAUCUGAAAAGCAGGCCUUGGGAAAACAACUUCAACAAAUUAAUGCCUCCCUCGAAUCUCUCAGAACUAAGAUUGCUCUUACUGAAGAUCAGAUGAAGGCCAGUCUGACUGAAGUAAUUAGAUCUACCCGAGAAGAAAGACAUCUUACCAUUAGCCUUGAAAUUGCAAAGUGGGAGCUAGCUGAUGCUGAGAAGGAAUUGAAGUGGCUCAAGACGGCAGUUUCUUCUUCUGAGAAGGAGUAUGAGCAAACACAGCAGCAGAUAACUGAUAUUGAAGUAGAAUUGGAGAGCGAAAGAAGUUCGAGGGAGAAACUCGAGGAAGAGUUAAAGGAAUUGAAUAGUAAGGUGGUCAAGUUGACUUCUGAAACUGGAGAGGCUGCUAUAAAGAAAUUGCAGGAUGAAAUUAAUGCAUGUAAAACUAUUCUGAAGUGCAGUAUUUGUAAUGAUCAUCCAAAGGAGGUUGUAAUUGUGAAGUGUUAUCAUCUAUUCUGCAGUUCAUGCAUUCAACAAAGAAUUGAACGCCGGAAUCGCAAGUGCCCUGCUUGUGGUACUGCAUUUGGUCAAAAUGAUGUUAGGGCCGUAAAGAUAUGAAUUUGAACAAGUUGAAUGGAUGUGAUUAGAGAGCUUUUUCUUGUUUUUCCACUCUGGUGGCUACGUAUUAAUUUUGAAUGGAAAAAUAAUAUAAAAGAAAACCCACAAAAGAAAUGGAAAACUAGUAGAUUCGAUCUUAGGGUACUAAA
This is a messenger RNA of Benincasa hispida (wax gourd), 2972 nucleotides long. It is a transcript of the gene HUB2, whose product is annotated as histone mono-ubiquitination 2. Gene Ontology annotation, cellular component: nucleus; HULC complex. Lineage: Eukaryota; Viridiplantae; Streptophyta; Magnoliopsida; Cucurbitales; Cucurbitaceae. The record is from RefSeq and is a predicted model, not a curated record. Gene Ontology annotation, molecular function: ubiquitin protein ligase activity; metal ion binding.